AUCUGCGUCUACUGCCUGCACCACCGUCCGGUGUCCGCUCUGGACCUGUGAGUUUCGAUCCACUCAUUUGACUCCCCGCUCGACGGUGAUUCCCACCGGCUGAGUAGCGUCGUUCGUCGUUGGGUCGCCGCAGCAAGUCAGACAGUAGACUACACCGCACCCCACUUCCCUCUUUUCUAUCCCCUCUCUCUGCCCCUCCUUCCGGGAACGCGGCCGACGAGAACAAACGUACGGAUUGACGGCUGGAGCUGACGGCUAACGGGUCUCGGCUUGGUACAGGUGUAAACCAAUCAUCGAUCGAAUCACGACUAUCCUUCUGCACCUACGAUCCCUCUACGAUAUCCAAGACAUAUCAACAGAACAAACCACCCCAAACGAGAACCGAACAAACAAACCACCACAAUGCCCAAAGACAACCUCUCCAUGAACCCCGCCAUGGCGCAGCGGAAAGCCGAAAAACAAAAGCAGCUCAAAAAGAGCAAAGCCGAGGCCCAAGCCCGCCGCAACGAGAAGCUCGGCCGCCGCAACCCAGACCGCAUCCAGCGCCAAAUCGACGACAUCAAAGCGACGGAAGAAUCGGGCCAGAAACUGCGCCCCCGCGACCAGCAACUCCUCGAGGCGCUGCAGCGCGAUCUGCGAGCCGUCCAGAAAGCCCGCGAGGCGCUAGGCGAGCAGGCUCCUAAGUUCGACGCCGGACGGGGUGGUGGCCGGGGUGGCGGAUCGUUCCGAGGUCGCGGCCGUGGCGACAGCAGCCGCGGCGGUGUCUUGGGAAAGCGAAGGAGAGACGAACACGGGCAGUUCUUCCACGACGACGGCGACAGCAGCUCCACCGACGAAGAAGUACGGCGCAUCCCGAUGCCACACGAUACACCCCCACCCAUCCCUAAAGAAUACCAACGACGACAGGGCAGAAACAACGACAGUGGUGGAGGAGCACAAGGCCCACACGCUCUCCCCUCCAAACCAUCCACAGCCGAACCCCCCAAAACAGUCUACGAAGCCAAGCCCGAGAUCCGCAACCUCCGCCAAGAAGCUACCAAGAUGUUCGUCCCUGCCGCCGUGCGCACAAAGCAGGAUUCUAUCCGUGGACAAGGCAAACUCCUCGAACCGGAGGAAAUGGACAGGUUGGAACAGGCGGGGUAUCAGGCUGGUCCGGCGGAUAAACCUGCCGCAGGAGCAGGGGACAAAGGAGAAGGCGAAACAAAAGGCGAAGAUCAAGAGGGGGAAAAUGAAGAUCAAGAUGAAGUCCAGAGAAGGUUACAGGAAGAGGAAAGGCGGUUUAAUCAGGAGUUGAGGUCUGUGCAGAUUGAGGAGGUGGAGGAUGAGGAGGCUUAACUUGAGUCUUUUCUUCGUGAUGAUUGAUUGAUUGGUUGAUUGCGG
Molecule: messenger RNA, 1380 nt
Organism: Aspergillus campestris IBT 28561
Lineage: Eukaryota; Fungi; Ascomycota; Eurotiomycetes; Eurotiales; Aspergillaceae
Product: WW domain binding protein 11
Exons: 1
Coding region: 403-1335 (310 amino acids)
Biological process (GO): RNA processing
Source: RefSeq, a predicted model, not a curated record